UUAGUAUCUGUGUUAAAACUUGUAAAGGUAGUUGUAUUUUUCUCCCGCGCUUUUUGUUAAUCUGUAUUUUAGUGUUAUCAAUAAACAAAAAUUGCUUCUUAGUUGAUUUUAUGGAUUUAUUUUUUGGUAUAGCAACACUAAAAUUUUAUCGGGCUAUGAUUACGUGUUCUUUUACCGCUUUUACGAAUACCGGUGCAGCGAACUGAGUCAGUCAUGAACAUUUCUCAGCGCGAAACAAGUGAUCUAAAUUAGAAAAAAAAUACAGUAAUAUAGUAUUUGUGAAGUGAAUUAAUUUAUUUGAAUACUUUGGAUCAAAUUGAAAUUAAUUUUGAUAAACCAUGGCAAGGGUCAGCGUUCUACUCGUCUUGCUCUGUCAGAUUCUGACGCUACCAAUUCUUGGCAGCAGAAGCGAUGAUGAUAACCCAUUCUUGGAUCUUGCGUCCUCCUUCAUACAGAACAUGGCGGAUGGUGGUAGUAAUAACAUGAAUGGAAUGGCGGCCAUCGGUAACAUCGUUGGAACUCUGAUGCAGGGUGAUAAUGCGAAGAACUUAGGAGCACUUUUCGGACAAUCAGAUGGCGCUAAUGCUGGUGAUGUUUUGUCUGGUCUUGGCAGUCUACUAGGUGGUCAAGAUGGUAAAAUAGAUCCAGCACUAAUGGGUUCUAUGAUAUCGAUGUUUGCAAACCAGAUGGGAGGUGAGCAACCUAAGCCACAACGACAAAAGAGACAAAGCCAAGAUGGAAACGCGGACGGACUAAAUUUAGAUAGUAUACUAGGUCUAGCUUCAGGGUUACUAGGAAAUAAGAACGCAGCAAGUGUUCUUCCCUUAGUCAUGAAUACAUUAAGUUCCUUCACCGCUCCUGAAGCGAACAAACGCGCAGACAGUCAUAAAGAACAUGCCACAUUCCUACCACCAUUCUUGGAGAAGGCACACCUUUAUUGGGAUCUAUUUAUUAACUCUGAAUUAGGAAAGACUAUUUGGGAGAAAUCAGGAUUGAAGAAAACGAUGAAAGCGUUCACAGCACCCGAUGGUUCGAUCAGUUUUGAACUUAUGUUCAAGAACUUUGAGAAUCAUUCGUUCAGAAGACAUUGGAUUAAAACCGCUGCGAAAUAUUUGACUGACAUGGUUGUGCAUGUCGCUAAACCUGAAGUAUAUCAAAGAUACCUGGUAUCAGGUCAAUUCAUCGUUAACAGCUUCCUCGACGCCCAGGGUCUGCCUACAAACACUCACUUCAACAUGAAGAGGCCCACAGAGUCAAUAACAACACUUAUCAACUACGUGCUGCAACAUUACUUGGAUAUGGACACUGACGUAUCAGAAUACGUCAAACCUGCUGUGGAUUAUCUCAAACAAACGUUGAAAAUGGCACAAUCAACAUCACAAAGUAUCGUAAGUAGGGGCGACUAUAACGCGGUCGCCGACAGACUGACCGAUACUCUGAACUUGGAAGUUAUAGAGCCAGUGCUGAGAGUGUACCGCGCGUACAAACACUCGGUGAAAGCACCUCAUUGCCAAGAACAUCUCAUGUGCCUCGUCAAUAGACAUCCUGAUCAAGGCAAGCAAGGUCUGCCCGGAUUCAAAGCUGGUCUCACUAAGCUGAGCAGCCUGGCCGCCUCCGCCGCGCUCAGUUUCCAAAACGGCAAAGGAUUCUGGGAUUUGUACAACGCUAUACAGAAUGACGUCAACUGCGAGGCUAAAUAUCCUGCCGAUUGCGCUUCCUUCCACGAACACGAAAUGAAAGUGACCACUGAAGUUUAUCACAAUGAAUUAUAAGAAACAUAUAUAAAAAUAUAGUUAAAUAAUAAUUAAAAUAUUAAUUCAAAUAAGUAUUUAAUUAUGCAUACUUUAAAUUUAAUAUAUUUUAAAAGUUUGUUAAAUUAAGAAUUUUAUAAUAUUUAUAAUCUGUUCCUUUGACAAUUGCUCGUAGAUUAAAUAUAAAUAAAAUAAUGUAGUUAAUCAUAAUGAGACACAAGUCGCAAAUAAUAUUUUAUAAAAUUAGAUUUCAUAGUAAAAAUUAGUUAAGGCAUUUAAAAAAAAAUGUUUUGUGUCUUGUUUUAAAAAAAAAGCUGGAAAUGGUGCUAAAUCUAUUACGUUUAACAAAAGUUAAACAUUAUGAACCUAUCCUUUUUCUGUUCUUAAAACACUGAAUUAAAUAAAUAAAUAAAACUUAAGUUUUCUUGUAAAUAUGAUAUGUAUUUAAGAUAAGAAAUAAAAGACUUUAUUCAAUAAA
Messenger RNA from Papilio polytes (common Mormon), 2229 nucleotides. RefSeq lists its product as uncharacterized. The transcript has 7 exons. The record is from RefSeq and is a predicted model, not a curated record. The coding region runs from base 339 to 1772 and encodes 477 amino acids. NCBI's taxonomy places the organism in Eukaryota, Metazoa, Arthropoda, Insecta, Lepidoptera, Papilionidae.